Molecule: messenger RNA, 3741 nt
Organism: Kalmanozyma brasiliensis GHG001
Lineage: Eukaryota; Fungi; Basidiomycota; Ustilaginomycetes; Ustilaginales
Product: Zn(2)-C6 fungal-type DNA-binding domain protein
Exons: 1
Coding region: 1-3741 (1246 amino acids)
Biological process (GO): positive regulation of transcription by RNA polymerase II; DNA-templated transcription
Molecular function (GO): sequence-specific DNA binding; DNA-binding transcription factor activity, RNA polymerase II-specific; zinc ion binding
Source: RefSeq, a predicted model, not a curated record
AUGACCACCACCACCACCAACGGUAGCUCCAACGGAAAUCCUAGUAGCGCUGCCAGCUCAUCCAUCGAUCCUUCGAGUGCCUCCGCUUCCAAGCCUGCAAAGCGCAAGCCCGAGAAAGCCCGCAACUCGCCAUCGACCAUGGACUCGAUUGAUCCACACGGAGGCAAGCCGCUUGCCAGGGCUGUGCUGGUCUGCAAGCGUUGUCGAUCCAAGAAGAUCAAAUGCGAUCAGGCUUUCCCAGCAUGCGGAUCCUGCGUCAAAGCGGGCGAGCCUUGCGUCGGAAUCGACUCGGCCACCGGUCGUGAAGUCAGUCGCAGCUAUAUCGUCGAUCUCGAACAUCAAAUCACCGAACUCCGAGCACAGAAUGCAGAGCUCGAACGUUUGUUGGCCGAACAGCCUGCCUCGGGCUCGGCCGGAUCCAGCUCGUUGGGCUUCAAGCGACCUCUCGAGCACGUCAAGACCGAGUUCCCCUUGGACCGAGCCGAGUCGGCUGGAUCGCCCGAUGCGCGACCGCGCAAGCGUCUCGCCGGGUCUCCUCGUGAGGACCGAGAGCUCGCAACUUCGAGCCAUUCGCUCCCAGGACUGGUUCUCGGACCCGGCGGUGUGGAGGUUGUCUCUUCUCCCGUCCACGACAAGCGACAAGGUCAGCUACGACCAUCGCUGGGCCGCCUCAAUUCGCACGCCAGCGGACUCUCCCCCGCUCGUCUUCUGUGCCAGGCCAUCCAACAAUCAGCGCAAGCAGGUCUGCGCAUUCGAGAUCCCGGUUCCUCCUCGCGCCCCCGCAAGUAUGGCACGCAGAGCCUCGGCGAAGAUCUCGGCAGAAGGGCAAAGGCUACUUCGUCGUUGCCAGCAGGAGGCGAAGCUCGGGCAGAGGGCAAUGGAGAUGUUUCGCAGCCGCAGAGGGAGGCGAGAUCAGGCUCACCUCAUAGCGGCAGCAACACUCCGUCCGAUGCCAAGAAGCUCUCCCCGUUCGACGACGGAGACCCGAUGCAGUACGCAACUGCCACCGAGACCGCCGACAUCACGGUUCCUGCCCCCGAACAAGCGCUCAAGCCGUCUCCGCUACCCGCUCCCUUCCCACCCUUGUCCACGGCGCGAAAGCUCAUCGAUGCCUACUUCGAGCGUGUCAACCCCCAGUUGCCCAUCCUCGAUCGGGCCUCUUUCACGGCACGAUUCGAAAGAGCUUGCAAGAAUGGCCUCGAAAGGGCGAGAGCCAAGCUAUCUGCAGAGGAUCGACAGAAGGCCGGAAGCGACGAUGACCAGCUUGGCAUCGAAAUGCUGCCAGCAGACGGCCAUCUCUUUCAUCUCGUGUUUGCCAUUGCCGCUGCUAUGGGCUGGACGCGGUCCAGCUGGAGUGCCGAGAACCACCACGAAGCAGCCAUGCGCUUUUUGGACCCAAGGCGAAUCAUUGCUUCCGGGCAAGACGGCAAUGUCGGCGCUAUCAUGGGCAGAGAUGCGCUCGAGCAGCUUCAGUGCCUGCUUCUCACUGCUCUGUACUCCAUCAUGCGACCCAUGAAGCCAGGCGUAUGGUACUGCCUCGGUGUCGCGCUGCGCCUCACAACAGGUAUCGGGCUCUACACAGAGUCACCAGGCGUGCUGGAAGCGUCUGCUCACCCACCUCAGGAUGCAGGCGAGACUCUCGUCGAGAAGAAGCGCCGACUCUUCUGGUGCUCGUACGCGCUCGACCGACAGGUCUGCGUGCAUCUCGGCCGACCCUUCGGCAUCGCCGAUUCAGACAUCAAGGUCAACCUGCCGUGGGUUGACAACGAGGAUGAGAUGAUCGAAGUACCCAUCGGAGACGGGGAUCGUCAAGGUCAGCGUGCCGAUGGCGCAGAGGAUGAUGUUGAUUCUUCGACCGAGAUCGCGCGCAGGGAAGCUGCUUCUACUUUGGCAGCCCUUCAGUCGAGCGCCCAUGAACAGCCAGCCUUCCCCGUCUCUCUUCCUAAACCAAAAGAUGCCAGCCGAUGGAUCUCGCUCUCCUUCUUCCGCAUACGCAUCCUCCAAUCCGAGAUUCAGUCGAUGCUCUACCAAAACGCAGAGCUGCCCCGUCGAUUCGACACGUAUGCCCAUUGGAAGACCGACAUCCUGCGCAGGCUGCAUGCGUGGCGUCAAUACGCGCCUUCCUCCAAGAGCGAUCUCGAAGCGAGCGGAUGCGGAUACAACCCCAUCUUUCUCGAGCUCAACUACCAGCAGACUCUGCUCAUGGUCUACGGUCUCAGUCCACGUUUCCCCAAAGCCUCUCGCAAGGACCUUGCCAGCGUUGAAGAGUGCAGUCGCAGCAUCAUCAACAUGUACGCGACGCUGUCCAAAGAGGGUCAGAUGAACUACACCUGGAUGACGGGUCAUAACGUCUUUAUCGCAUGCACGAGCUAUCUCUAUGCGAUCUGGCAAAUCAGCGCUACGGAUCCGGCGAGCUUUCGGUCCAGCGUCACGCUCGGCUUCCGCCACAAGGUGGACGAGAUUCAUCACUUUGCAGCGGCGUGCGACAAGGUGCUAUCCUCGCUACAGUGGGCGACGGCGGAGAAGUGCCGCAAGUGUUUGCGCACCAUGUUCUAUGCGACGUCCGUGGUGGUCGAAAAGAUCGAUCGGAUGUCUGCAGCGCAGUCGGGGAGUCACCGCCCGGAAGCCUCGGCAGGCCGCCGCGGUGCAGACGACGAAGAGCAGGAUCUGAGAAUAAGCAGAAGCCCGGGCAAGAAUGGGUUGCCCGCGUCGGCGAAACUCGGGGCAGAGCAAGAACGAAAGCGAUCGCUAUCCGCUUCCAAGCGGGCUGCGCCGGCGUCAGGUGUGGCCGGGUCGGCAUGGCCGAUGUAUUCACAGGAUCGAGAUUGGCGCCAGUCGGCUCCGAAUCGGCCCAGCGACGCUGUGUUGUCAUCAGCAUCAGACCCCGCGCGGUGGGGCCCUAGUGCGCCGGGACGUAUGUCACCGGCCUCAGGCUUGUCUUGGCCCGCCGAGUCAGCGGCAUACCGCGGCGAGGCAGGACAGAGCCAUUAUGGCAUGAGCCCAAACAUGGACGGCAGGCUGGCGUCGGCCUACGCAGGUCCGUACGGUAACGACGCGACCACUCCUAGCCGAGGACUAGAUAUGGGGUCCCACAUCGUCGAUCCCUCGAGCAACAACAAUGCCUGGUACGGCUUCAGCUCGAAUUCCAGCCCAAACGCUUUGUUCCCAGACAGCCCGUCGAACUUUGACAUUUCGUCAUUGAUGGCGUCUUCCGCGAUGGAGCUCGAUGCUCUCUUCAGGGAAGCCGGGCUGUCCACAGGGCCGUCUGGCGACCAGCGGGGUUGGCCGGACAAGAACGCCACGCAUCACUCCAGCAGCACCAUGCCUGCAUCGCAAUUUCCCCUCGGCGAACCAUCUCGAGAGCAACAAGUCACGCCCAACGAGGCGAUGACCAGCUUCUACGACCCCGUGCAGGCUGCGACAGGUGGAGACGCGAGGGGGAGGUGGGCGUUCGAAUCAGGUCCCUCUGCCACUGUGGGCUCGCAGGCCGUUGGUGGGCCUUCAGCUGCCGGAGAAGUGCUCGAGACGGACUGGGAAGCACUCGGCUUCGGGUAUCGCAUGAGCGGUGCAACCCAGUACAACGGACCUGCGCCCAUCUUUGCCGACCACCAGCCACAGCAGCAGCACCAAGGCUUUGCCGACGGGCGCGGUCAUGCUCGCCCCAACUCGUCUGCAGGGGCGGUGCGUGGCAGCGCAACCGAGUUCGAUCAGCGUUUCCUUGACUCCCACAUGGGCUUCUAG